AUGGACUCAGGCGUGACUCAACCUGUGGAAGCCGCGAUGAACAGCUGAUCCUCCCGCAGUGGAUAAAACCUAUCAAACAUGGUCACCGCCGACUCAUGAUUCCUCAUCCCACGCGUGACACUAUGUGAAUAGUUAUUGGACAAGUAGACAAAGGAGAACAACUGAAAAGGAGAGUAGAGUGAAGGAGUGUUUGUUUUUGGUUGUUUUUUUGGAGCGUGUUAUUUUGUCCCGGUUUGGACCUGUUGAUCAUCAGCGUGCCAGCCGGACACACAGAGUCUACCUGCCGCUAACUGCUCUGCGUCCACACACCAUCAAUUAUGUUACUAUCAAGUGUUCUCCUUUUCACCUUUUCUCACUUUUUGGCGCCUCUGCUUCUCGGUUACCUGCCUCAAGUCUCCGGACAGAAGCCGGGUUCACGGUGGCUGAUUGGAGACAGAGACAGUCACUGUGGGGUCAUCUGCUCACGGACACAGGGGAAGCCGGUGUGCGGCUCAGACGGGCGAAGCUACGAAACCGGCUGUGAACUGCAGAGGGCCCGUUGUAAAGAUAAAACGCUGACACUGGCACACCGUGGCCGGUGUCGAGGUAAAAACUGGGUGAAAAUCGAUCAGUUGCCAGUGGCUCCAGCACCGACUUCCACAUCUGAGGGGAGAGACAUGGAGCUCAAAGAUGCAGGUCAGUCCAAGUGUCGUGUUGAGAGGAACCAGGCUUUGGAACAAGCCAGGAGACCUCAGGAGUCCAUGUUUAUCCCGGAAUGCAACGAGGAUGGAACGUUUGCUCAGGUCCAGUGCCAUACUCUGACAGGUUACUGCUGGUGUGUCACCAGUGAUGGAAAACCAGUGAGUGGCUCCUCUGUGCACAACAGGACCCCGGUGUGUUCAGGAAACUUCCGUGAAUUUAUGGGAACUCAUGCUGGGACAAGUGGAUUGUCAGGGUCAGUAACCGAUAAACCUCCCGGGCCACCGAACUCUGGUAGAAAAGUCUCUUUCCGUUUCUUUCUCACCCUCAACCCAGAUGAUGGCUCCAAGCCCACACCCACCAUGGAGACUCACAUCCCGCCUGAGGGUGACGAGAUAACCGCUCCAACACUGUGGAUAAAACAGCUGGUUUAUAAGGAGAAUAAGCAGAACAGCUCCACUUCCAGGAAGCAAGAGAAAGUUCCCUCUUGUGACCAGGAGCGUCAGAGUGCACUGGACGAGGCUCGGCAGAAUCCUGGAGAGGGCAUUUUCAUCCCUGACUGUGGGCCCGGAGGCCUUUACAAACCGGUCCAGUGCCACCAGUCCACAGGCUACUGCUGGUGUGUUCUGGUGGACACAGGACGGCCAAUUCCUGGAACGUCCACCAGGUACCAGACGCCGGAGUGUGACGGUGCUGCACGAUCCCGCGUCUCAGACACAGAGGAUCCCUUCCAAGGCAGAGACCUGACAGGCUGCCCAGAGGGGAAGAAAGUGGAAUUCAUUACGAGCUUGUUAGAUGCUCUCACCACAGAUAUGGUGCAAGCCAUAAACUCACCAGCCCCCUCUGGUGGUGGGAGGUUUGUUGAGCCUGAUCCCAGCCACACUUUGGAAGAGAGGGUAGUGCACUGGUACUUCGCCCAGCUGGAUAACAACGGCAGCCACGACAUCAACAAGAAGGAACUCAAGCCCUUUAAGAGGUACCUGAAGAAGAAAGCAAAACCCAAGAAAUGUGCCCGCAAGUUCACUGACUACUGCGACCUGAAUAAGGACAAGGCCAUUUCCCUGCAGGAGCUGAAAGGCUGCCUGGGCGUCAACAAGGAGGGGAGCUCAACAACAAGUGGCAGCCAAGGGACAAGGCAAGGGACAAAAUUGUUCAUAGGUCGUCUGGUGUGAGAAGAGAAGCAUCCAGAAGCUGAGAUGAGAGCAGAGAGCACAGAGGGAAGGCAUCUGUACGCUUGCUGACAGGAAAGAGAAAGAUGGAGCAGAAAAAUUAAGAAGUUCCUGAGUUGAAAAAAAAAAAAAAAGAACAGAAAAACAAGAAAAAAGAAAACGAAGCGGCGCCAAAAUAUUUGCACUUUCUCCUCCCUAUGUUUGACAUUUUAUCUGUUUGUAUGUGUUUUUUUUUUCUCUUGAAGUGACUGAAAAGUUCUAGGUAAGAAUAAGAAUAUAUUUGUAAAAAAAAAUGACUCACCACUGGAAGAUGCGUCUGUCACCACAUUUCCCCUUGUGUUUAGUCUGCUGUUGUGAUUCGUUCUGUUCUCGCAUAACAGGAACAGGUACUAACACACAUUUUGUGGCUAUUAAAUUCAACUUACAUUUCCACUGUUACAUAUAACAGCUCACACAGGCCAGUGGUCACUCACUAAAGAGGAGCUUAGGGUGAGUCACAUUCAGCCCAAAUGUUGCUCGGGAAACUCAAAAGGAAGAGCUACGGCAAUGCAGACCAAUUUAGACAAAUGUGUACUGUUGUAGUCAGCAUGCAAUAUGAAGUGAACAACAUGUAUUAGAACUGAACUGUGACCAUGAUGUCUAAUUUAUAUGCACAGGAUUAGCUGUAUGAAUCCCCUUGCACUAUACAGAACUUUCUGGAUGCGUAAACAUUUUGGCUUAAGAAUCUGAUCUUUGUGAACAAUGUCUGAAGUGUGUUAUGUCACACCAGUGCUGGGAGAACCUAGCUUUAAGGAAGUCAUUAUUUUACAGGCUUAACACACUUAACACUUACUUACAAAUGUACUUUAUGCGCAACCCAAAAACAAUGGAAGACUCACAUAUCAGAAGGUUGUCUGCACAAGAUUACUUGAGAUUUCCAUUGUUUUUCUGCUUUUGAUGUGACAUUUGUGCUAACAAAAAAUGAAACAGUUGUAGUUAUGAAAACACAAUCAAUACAAACAACAGAAAAAUCUGUAGCCGCUGUAAGUAACAACAAAAUAUGAGUAUUUUUAAAGCCCCUCCCAAACACUGGUACCGCACAUAUACUGAGUCAGCAGUAUACUAACACAGCUUAACCCUGUAGCACCCAGCAGGUAAAACAUUUCUACAUGCUUGUGGCACUAUGAAGAUAUUAAAGCUGCAUUAAUUAAUUUGUGACCACUAGGGGGCAAAUGCAAUCCAAAACAAGGGAGGCACAACCCUGAGCUUUGAUUGUCUAAUAAAGUUGGUAAGGCUAACACAUUAGCAGACAGUUGCCUCUUGACAGAUGUAGCCAACACUGACCAAUUUUACCAUCCUCAGUCCAAUAUUUACACUUUUUAGCUUUUUUGGUGCCCUCCAACUACUGAGGGACAUGUCUAGUUUUUCAGCUGCUAAAUGCUCCACUAUGUUCAGCAGCCCAUUGCUGACUGGGUGAAUAAUAUACCCACUCUGUCAUAGCUCAUUUCCUAAAAACAUCUUGAUGAGGGAGAGCGAGCUGUAAAUAAUCGGAAUCAUAAUCAUGAAAACAAACAGUUAAAAGAACUUUAGCUGCAGAGUUAGCUAAUAAGUCUCUGAGUUCAUCUGUACUAGAGAGCAUUUAAUGCUGUUUUAUGAAAAAUAUUGAUUAAUGCAGCUUUAAGUUCAAACCACAGUUAAGGUCAUUGGUUUAGACAUGUCACACUGUUGCUCUCUGUGUGAAUUUAUGUCAUGUUACAUGUCAAUAUGACUAGUAAUAUUACUCCACAAAGACAACGUUAGUAUUGAAAAACAGUUAAAGAAUCUGGGGGUUUCAGUAUGUUAAUGUUGAAUUCCGAAUGUUUUUGAAUUUUUUGAAAUGUGGUUGGUGAUCAUGGGCUCAUCGGGCUCUACUGGUUACCUUUACAAAUCACAAAAACAUAAAGAAAUCUCUGAAAAAGACCCCCUGGUGGGGAUUUUAUUUUUCCAAAACAGAUUACAGUGCAGAGAAUGAGUUUUUAAUAUUCUUAAUAGUACCAGGAAAAAGAGGUAGCACAGAUGACUAAACCCAACCGGUAAAUGGAGUAAGAUGUUUACAUGGCUCAGUAUUCCGUUAACAUCAGCUUAUUUCAGCUGUCAUAUUCACGUUUAUCCCAGUUAUUGUAAACAACAUGUGGCAUUUACAAAUGCCAGUUCCUAAAAUAAAUAUUUGAGUCUCCCCAGUAA
This is a messenger RNA of Scatophagus argus, 4049 nucleotides long. It is a transcript of the gene smoc1, whose product is annotated as SPARC related modular calcium binding 1. NCBI's taxonomy places the organism in Eukaryota, Metazoa, Chordata, Actinopteri, Scatophagidae. Gene Ontology annotation, biological process: extracellular matrix organization. Gene Ontology annotation, cellular component: basement membrane. Gene Ontology annotation, molecular function: extracellular matrix binding; calcium ion binding; protein binding. The record is from RefSeq and is a predicted model, not a curated record. Bases 318 to 1850 code for a protein of 510 amino acids. The transcript is spliced from 15 exons.